Messenger RNA from Lycium ferocissimum, 1076 nucleotides. RefSeq lists its product as uncharacterized. Gene Ontology annotation, molecular function: S-adenosylmethionine-dependent methyltransferase activity. The transcript has a single exon. The record is from RefSeq and is a predicted model, not a curated record. The coding region runs from base 166 to 888 and encodes 240 amino acids. NCBI's taxonomy places the organism in Eukaryota, Viridiplantae, Streptophyta, Magnoliopsida, Solanales, Solanaceae.
CAAAAAAAAAAAAAUAGAGAGAGAAUUUUGCACAUACCCAUCCACAUUAUGUAACCAAUUCCCCAUAAACAAACCUUCUGUCUUCAAACUUCAAAACAAGAAACCCAGUUUCUACGUGUAGAAGAUACAUAUAUAUCCAUUUUCCCGUCCCAUGCAAAUGCAAGCAUGAAGAUAAAUCUCCAAAACUUACCCUUCACUCUCAAACCCUUCAUCCUUUCUCUCUUUCUCUCACUUUCCUUCUUAACAUUCCUCUCUUUACAAACCCCACGUCACACUAAACCCACCAUUCUCCCCCCGGACCUCAAAAUCCGACCCGGUUACUCAUCAUACAAUGCAUAUAUAAACCUCCAGCUCAACAAAACCCUCAACCCCAAACUCCGAAAAAUCUGGACAACCCGAGACUGGACCCGUAAAGUCCAAGUCUUUUCCAAAUUCUUUGAAAACUUAAAGCUUAGAGGUUUCUUGAACAACCAUUCAAAAGCACUCUGUGUUGGUGCUCGGGUCGGGCAAGAAGUAGAAGCGUUAAAACGGGUCGGAGUUAAUGAUUCAGUUGGUAUUGAUUUAGUGCCUUAUCCACCGUUAGUUAUUAAAGGUGAUUUUCAUUAUCAGCCGUUUGAUGAUCGGAGUUUUGACUUUGAGUUUUCUAAUGUGUUUGAUCAUGCGCUUUAUCCGUUGAAGUUUGUUGGAGAGAUCGAACGGACGUUAAAGCCUGGUGGGAUUUGUGUUUUACACGUGUCGUUAUCUGGACGGACUGAUAAGUAUUCGGCUAAUGAUUUGUAUAGUAUUGGGCCACUUAAGGAAUUGUUUAAGGUGUCUGAGUUGGUUGAGGUGAGGCAAAUUGAUGGAUUUGGAUUGGAUACGGAAGUGGUUUUUAGGAAGAAGAAGUAGAAAAGGAAAAUAAUUUAAUUAUUGUGGUGUUAUCUUCAUUAGGUUUUUAAUUUGGUUUUUUACGUUACAUGUUAAGUAAUUCUUUUAUUUAUCUCAGAUUUCCUUAUAGUUUAUUUGAAUGUUGGAAAAGAGACAAUGUAAACAAUAGAAAUUACACUCUGAUUCAUUUGACGUGGAACUUUUUUUUU